CCGGGGGGUCUCUGGGGGUCCUGAGGGGUCUCUGGGGGUCCUGAGGGGUCUCUGGGGUCCUGAGGGGCAGCCCGGGCGCGGCGGGGUCGGGAGUCGCUGUGCUCCCCUCUGGCCCCCCCGUUUCCCCCCCAGCCCAUGGACCCCCCCACGGACCCCUCGCUGCUCUCGGCCGAGCUGGGGGCGGAGGAGGAGGAGGAGGAGGAGGGGGCCCUGCGGCGGCUCCUGCUGCAGGUGACCCCGGCCCAUGAGGAGCCCCCGCCCGCCGGCCCCGCCCGCGCUGUCACCCCCCAGCCGGGGCUGUGUGUGAAGACCCGCACGGCGACGGGGGACAAGGUGUUUGUGAACGUUUGUCACUCGGGGGAGGUGCCCCCUCCCCCUGCCCUGUCCCCCCCCGGCCUCCAGCGGCUCCUCCAGGACCCCCCCGGCCCCGACGGCGCCUUCCGGAUCCCCAUGAGCCUGGGGGAGCCCCACGCCGAGCUGGACCGCGGAGGCCGCGGCUGCACCGCCUACGACGUGGUCGUGAACUCGGGGUUCUUCCGGACCCUCCAGAGCGACCCCUUGUACCUGGAGUUCUUCCUGACCGUGGCCAUGGAGGGGCUGUCGGAGAAGUACGGGGUGGAACUGGAGCUGACUGGCUGGCGGGUGCUGAAGAACCGCAGGUUCCUGGGCUCCAUCUCGGCCCAGAACAUCCGGGCCCGGCCCCAGCCCCGCAUCCAGGAGCUCCAGGGGUCCCCCCCGGAGCCACUGUCCCCCCCCAGCCCCACAGAGCCCCCCCAGUUCGUGGUGGUGGCUGAACCCUCGGCCCAGCACCCGGAGGUGCUGCAGGCGCGAGUCCUCCUGCCCGAAAUUGAGGGGGCGGGGUCUCUGUGGCUCGGGCUGAGCGAGGAGCGGCUGGUGCUGUGCCGGCCGCCAGGGGGCGCCGCGCUGCUGGAGCUGGGGCUGCCCCGCCCCGCCGACCCCGCGCGCGGCCGCGCGCGCUUCCACCGCCGCUCCAAGGUGCUCACGGUGACGGUGCCGCUCCGGGCCUGAGGGACCCGGAACCCCCCCGGGACCCCCCGGGACCCCCCGGACACCCCUCGGGACACCCCGGGACCCCCAGGACACCCCUCGGGACACCCAGG
Molecule: messenger RNA, 1121 nt
Organism: Chiroxiphia lanceolata (lance-tailed manakin)
Lineage: Eukaryota; Metazoa; Chordata; Aves; Passeriformes; Pipridae
Gene: PIH1D1
Product: PIH1 domain containing 1
Exons: 10
Coding region: 136-1029 (297 amino acids)
Biological process (GO): box C/D snoRNP assembly; rRNA processing
Cellular component (GO): ribonucleoprotein complex; R2TP complex; cytoplasm
Source: RefSeq, a predicted model, not a curated record